Messenger RNA from Racocetra persica, 134 nucleotides. Lineage: Eukaryota; Fungi; Glomeromycota; Glomeromycetes; Diversisporales; Gigasporaceae. The record is from the annotation of a GenBank genome assembly.
UUAUUUCAUCCUUUAUGCUAUAUUAUUAUUUUACCAAUUCAUCCCCCAGUUAUAGAACAAGGGGACUUCUUGCUAGGCCAUCUUCAAUAAGACAAAAAUGCGGGCUGGCUUUGGCUGUUUCUCAACCGCCGUAA